GUGAUGCUUCCGCUUCCGGCCAUGUCGCGUCGCUCACGCGCGGUUGCUAGGCCAGGAUGGCAUUUUGAGCUCUGGGCGCCAAUCUGGGCGCCCAGUGUAGGAGGACUGUCGCCUGAGGCCUCUGCUUUUGCGAUGAGUCUCUCCUUGUCCCACGUGGCUCCUCGCCACAUGGGCUCCCUAGAGGAAACCCUGACCAAUUUCCUCAUCCACAUCCUCAACCCGGUCCGCAAUUAUUGCCAGCUGUCAAUCAUCGAUGUUAUAAUCGGGAAAGACGAAAAGGGCAGAAAGAUUCCAGAAUAUCUGAUACAUUUUAAUGGUUGGAACAGAAGUUGGGAUAGAUGGGCAGCUGAAGAUCAUGUGCUACAUGAUACAGAUGAAAAUCGGAGAUUACAGCGCAAAUUGGCCAAAAGAGCAAUAGCUCGCCUGAGAGGUACUGGAAAAAAGAAGAGGCGCUGUAGAUUGCCUGGUGUCGACUCUGUCUUAAAAAGUGUGCCAGUUAAAGAAAAAACUAAAAAUGAUGAAAAUUCAGUAAGUAGCACCUGUCAUGAGACCUGCGGAGAAAAGAAUGGAGGGAUAAAAGAACACCGUCAACGUCGUAUUAAAGUAAAGACUAAAGCGAAAAAAAAGGUAUUGUCACUGCGUUCAAGAAAGGACAUGGAUGAAAGAACAAUCACUAUAGAUAUCCCUGAUGUUCUCAAGAAGCAGCUUGAGGAUGACUGUUACUAUAUCAACAGGAGGAAACGGUUAGUGAAACUUCCAUGCCAGACCAACAUCAUAACAAUUUUGGAAUCCUAUGUGAAACAUUUUGCUAUUAAUGCAGCCUUUUCAGCCAAUGAGAGGCCUCGUCACCAUCAUGCCAUGAUGCAUGCACACAUGAAUGUGCACUAUGUCCCAGCAGAAAAGAAUGUUGACCUUUGUAAGGAAAUGGUGGAUGGAUUACGGAUAACUUUUGAUUAUACUCUCCCAUUGGUUUUGCUCUAUCCAUAUGAACAAACUCAAUAUAAAAGGGUGACAUCGUCAAAAUUUUUUCUUCCUAUCAAGGAAAGUACCACGACAACUAAUAGGAGCCAGGAGGAACUGUCUCCAAGCCCGCCUUUGUUGAAUCCAUCCACACCCCAGUCUACAGAGAGUCAGCCACCAACUGGUGAACCAGCCACCCCCAAGAGGCGCAAAGCCGAGCCAGAAGCACUGCAGUCUCUCAGGCGGUCCACAAGGCACAGCACUAAUUGUGAUCGACUGUCUGAGAGCAGCUCCUCACCUCAGCCAAAGCGCCGGCAACCAGACACAUCUGCUAGCAUGCCGAAGCUGUUUCUGCACUUGGAAAAGAAGACACCUGUGCACAGCAGAUCAUCUUCCCCCAUUCCUCUGACUCCAAGUAAGGAUGGGAGUGCUGUAUUUGCUGGCUUUGAAGGGAGAAGAACCAAUGAAAUCAAUGAGGUCCUGUCUUGGAAACUUGUGCCUGACAAUUAUCCGCCAGGAGACCAGCCACCUCCCCCUUCAUACAUUUAUGGUGCACAGCAUUUGCUCCGAUUAUUUGUAAAACUUCCAGAAAUCCUUGGGAAGAUGUCCUUCUCUGAGAAGAAUCUGAAGGCUUUACUGAAGCACUUUGAUCUCUUUCUGAGGUAUUUAGCAGAAUACCAUGCUGUAUCUUCCAUAAGAUGCUGCGCCUCCACUUUUGGUUAUGAUCCGCCAGUAGGCGGCAAUAGAGAAGGAAGGCGGGACAAGAGGCAGGGGCUCAUCGUGAUUGGCUUGCUUGCCUCCGCGCUGUCUUUAGUGAUUGCAGUCGACAACUUUUAA
Messenger RNA from Mastomys coucha (southern multimammate mouse), 1797 nucleotides. It is a transcript of the gene Msl3, whose product is annotated as MSL complex subunit 3. The record is from RefSeq and is a predicted model, not a curated record. Gene Ontology annotation, cellular component: NuA4 histone acetyltransferase complex; nucleus; MSL complex. The coding region runs from base 4 to 1797 and encodes 597 amino acids. The transcript is spliced from 15 exons. Lineage: Eukaryota; Metazoa; Chordata; Mammalia; Rodentia; Muridae. Gene Ontology annotation, biological process: regulation of DNA-templated transcription; chromatin organization.